CCGCCCAGGAGGCGGGGGCGGAGCGGGGCGGGGGCGCCAGGAGCGGGAGGCCGGCGCCCGCCCGCCUCCCCCAUUCAUUCAGCAGAGCCCGGGGGCCGAGGGGCUCCGCGGCCAGCUCUGCUCCGCAGGACCUCGGGCGCGCCGCCCCAGCCAGCGCGCAGGGCCGGGGCCGGCCCGGGCGCUUCCUCGCCGCGGCCACCUAGCGCGUCGCACUGCCCGCGAACCACCAUGUCGGACCCCGCGGUCAACGCGCAGCUGGACGGGAUCAUUUCGGACUUCGAAGCCUUGAAGAGGUCCUUUGAGGUCGAGGAGGUCGAGACGCCCAACUCCACGCCACCCCGGAGGGUCCAGACCCCCCUCCUCCGGGCCACAGUGGCCAGCUCCACCCAGAAAUUCCAGGACCUGGGCGUGAAGAACUCGGAGCCCGCCGCCGCCCGCUAUGUAGACUCCCUCAGCCAGCGGUCCCCCAAGGCGCCCCUGCGGAGGGUCGAGCUGCCGGGCCCCAAGACCGAGCCCGUGUCCCGGCGCACCGAGCUCUCCAUCGACAUCUCGUCCAAGCAGGUGGAGAACGCCGGCGGCGCCGCCGCCCCUGGGCCGUCCCGGUUCGGGCUCAAGCGGGCCGAGGGGCUGGGCCACAAGACGCCGGAGCCCGCCCCCCGGAGGACGGAGAUCACCAUAGUCAAGCCCCCGGAGUCGGCCCACCGGAGGAUGGAGACCCCCGCCUCGAAGCUCCCCGAGGUGCCCGCCGCCCCCGCCACCGACGCCGCCCCCAAGAGGGUGGAGAUCCAGGUGCCCAAGCCAGCCGAGGUGGCCGCCUCCCCUGCCCCAGCCCAGAUCCUGGAGAAUUCAGAGCCCGCCCCGGUGUCUCAGCUGCAGAGCCGGCUGGAGCCCAAGCCCCAGCCCCCCUCGGCCGAGGCCCCGCCCAGGAGGCAGGAGGCCACUGAGGCGGCUCCCGGCUGCGCUGGCGACAUGGCCGACACCCCCCGAGAUGCCGGGCUCAAGCAGGCCCCCGCCCCGCGGAACGAGAAGGCCCCCGCGGACUUCGGCUACGUGGGGAUCGACUCCAUCCUGGAGCAGAUGCGCCGGAAGGCCAUGAAGCAGGGGUUCGAGUUCAACAUCAUGGUGGUCGGGCAGAGCGGCCUGGGGAAGUCCACCUUGAUCAACACCCUCUUCAAAUCCAAGAUCAGCCGGAAGUCGGUGCAGCAGCCGGCUGCAGAGGAGCGCAUCCCUAAGACCAUCGAGAUCAAGUCCAUCACGCACGAUAUCGAGGAGAAGGGCGUCCGCAUGAAGCUGACGGUCAUCGACACGCCGGGCUUUGGGGACCACAUCAACAACGAGAACUGCUGGCAGCCCAUCAUGAAGUUCAUCAACGACCAGUACGAGAAGUACCUGCAGGAGGAGGUCAACAUCAACAGGAAGAAGCGGAUCCCGGACACGCGUGUGCACUGCUGCCUGUACUUCAUCCCGGCCACCGGACACUCCCUCAGGCCCCUGGACAUCGAGUUCAUGAAGCGCCUCAGCAAGGUGGUCAACAUCGUCCCGGUCAUCGCCAAGGCCGACACGCUGACCCUGGAGGAGAGGGUCUACUUCAAACAGCGGAUCACCGCUGACCUGCUGUCCAACGGCAUCGACGUGUACCCCCAGAAGGAGUUCGACGAGGACGCGGAGGACCGGCUGGUGAACGAGAAGUUCCGAGAGAUGAUCCCGUUCGCCGUGGUGGGCAGCGACCACGAGUACCAGGUGAACGGGAAGCGGAUUCUCGGCCGGAAGACCAAAUGGGGCACCAUCGAAGUUGAGAACACCACACACUGUGAGUUUGCUUACCUGCGGGACCUCCUCAUCAGGACGCACAUGCAGAACAUCAAGGACAUCACCAGCAGCAUCCACUUCGAGGCGUACCGCGUGAAGCGCCUGCACGAGAGCAACAUGUCCAACGGCGUGGACGACAAGGAGCCGGAAGCGCAGGAGAUGUAGACCCGCCCCGCCCCAGGGCCCCGCCCCCCCAGGGCCCCGCCCCCCUCCCCGGCCUCUCCCGCCCCCCAGCCCGCCCACUGGCCCCAUUUUCUCUCCUCUCCUUUUCUCCAUUCGUCGUCGUCCUCCGCCCCACACCACGCCGCCAUGGACAAGAUAACGAGUCCCCCCCGAGUGUGAUCGUUCCUGGCCGUGCCUAGGUCUGGGAGAGGCUGGACCACGGCCAGGAGAGGCGGGCAAGGGCCGGCCGAGUCCGUGCCCGGCCCGGACCCAGGCCCGGCUCCGGGGUCUGGAGGAGCAGCCUCCUGCUCUCGGUACCCGCCGCACCCCCACGCUGUCUCAGCCCCUGCAGCCCGCGGGGUUGUGCCCUGGGGGCAUGGAGCCAGCAGGGGGGUGGGGCCCUGGAACCCUUUUCCGGCGCCACCUCCCUGCACAGCAUGGGCCGUAGCUCAGACCACAUAACCCAGAGAGCCCUCCUCGGACCCCUUGGCCCCCACCAAGGAGAGAAGAGCUAAUCCCUCGAGACGCAGGUUGCCAAUUGCUUAGGCGCGGUGAGGCCCGCCGGCCGCCGCCCGCCCGCCCGCCGGCCUGUGAGCUCGCCCGGAGCGGAAAGUGCCUUUAUCGCAGACGCCCCCUCGAGCCUGCAGACGCCCAGCCGGCCCCUCGGUGGGUGGGGAAACGGGGGCCGGCUGGAGAGGAGCUGUGUCUUCGUCUCCCGGCUGUGCCCCUAGCUGGGAUUUGAUUGAGGGAGAAAAGGGAUGCACCCCCCCACCCCCUGAGUCUUGGGAAGCUCUGAGCAAGUGAGUCUGGUGAGGGGGUGGAGGGAGGGAGGGAGGCGGUCCCGGAAAGAAGGUGGGGGGGCUGGGGGGGCCGCGGCCGGGUGUUCAGUGGUCGGAGUGGCUCGGUGCCUGCCCCGUGUGACUGGGCGUGUGCUUGUGUGUGUCCACCUGUCCGUCCGUCCGUCCGGACACCCGUUGGGUCCAAGAUGGUCUGGUUAAAUUCAGGCCCAGGCGGCCACCCCACCUGCACACCCAGCCGGGGAGACAGGAAGCUGGGCAACCCUGACUUCCUGUCAUCCUGAGAGCACCUGGGUCCCUGCACCCCAGGGCCCAUGGUCAAGACCCCCAAAGAGGGAGAGGUCAGGGGUCAGGUUGCACAGCCCACCGCUGGCCUCUUGUGCUCCCUGACCCUGCGGCUCCACGAGGGGACCCGUGGGGGCCGUCCACACGUGCGCAGCAGGCCCCGGGGGCUUCCACCUCGCAGAGGAAGGAUCCCUUAGCAAACAGUUUACUUGCCGACUUGCCAAGUUUUUGCCAAAACCGUGACUUUGCAGGGCGUGCCUGCCCCCAGCACGGGGCCGGAGCAGCAUGGGGCAGCUCCCCCCCCACCCACCCCCAGAGGGCACGCCCCUUCCAGCCCCCAUGCCGCCGGGGCUCCGGCGUCCGGCCCCGGGAUGCCUCUGCUUCCCUUCUCUGUAGCCAGAAAAAUGGUUAGUUCCACGGGGUGUGUUCCGCAGUGGCCUUUUGCUAUGUGCCUCCCGAGAAAUCCGUCUCUUUUUGUAUAAAUAACAAAGUGUUGAAAAUGUAUUUCCUGAAAUAAAUGUUCCAAAUGCA
Messenger RNA from Phyllostomus hastatus (greater spear-nosed bat), 3584 nucleotides. RefSeq names its product septin 9 (gene SEPTIN9). Lineage: Eukaryota; Metazoa; Chordata; Mammalia; Chiroptera; Phyllostomidae. Gene Ontology annotation, cellular component: septin complex; septin ring; cell division site. The transcript is spliced from 11 exons. The record is from RefSeq and is a predicted model, not a curated record. Gene Ontology annotation, molecular function: GTP binding; GTPase activity; molecular adaptor activity. Bases 229 to 1974 code for a protein of 581 amino acids. Gene Ontology annotation, biological process: cytoskeleton-dependent cytokinesis.